This is a messenger RNA of Durio zibethinus, 1239 nucleotides long. Its product is annotated as GDSL esterase/lipase At5g18430-like. Gene Ontology annotation, molecular function: hydrolase activity, acting on ester bonds. The record is from RefSeq and is a predicted model, not a curated record. NCBI's taxonomy places the organism in Eukaryota, Viridiplantae, Streptophyta, Magnoliopsida, Malvales, Malvaceae.
UAUUCUCCUUUCUGCAUCCAUGGCAAACUCAGUGGUUCUUGCUUCAUGGAUGGUUUUAGGGCUUGUCAUGGCAACCUCAACUACUCAAGUUGAAGCUGCCAGGGCAUUUUUUGUAUUUGGUGAUUCUCUGGUUGACAAUGGCAACAACAAUUACCUAGCAACCACUGCUAGAGCAGAUUCACCUCCAUAUGGCAUUGAUACUCCUAGUCGUCGCCCCACAGGCCGCUUCUCAAAUGGCAAAAACAUUCCUGAUUUUAUCAGUGAUGCACUUGGCUCAGAGCCAACAUUGCCAUACUUUAGUCCAGAACUGAGGGGAGAUAGGCUACUUGUUGGUGCCAAUUUUGCUUCUGCUGGUAUUGGAAUCCUCAAUGACACUGGCAUCCAAUUUAUAAACAUUAUAAGAAUGUUCAGGCAAUUACAAUACUUUGAAGAAUACCAGACCCGGUUGGCUGACCUUGUAGGAUAUGACGAAGCACAGCGUAUUGUGAGCGAUGCUCUUGUCCUAAUCACUGUGGGUGGCAAUGAUUUUGUGAACAACUACUUCUUGGUGCCCUUCUCUGCAAGAUCUCGCCAAUUCAAUCUACCAGAUUAUGUUAGAUAUCUCAUCUCUGAGUACAGAAAAAUUCUAAUGAGACUACAUGAUCUGGGAGCUCGGAGGGUUCUGGUGACCGGGACCGGCCCGUUGGGUUGUGUUCCAGCGGAAUUAGCCUUGAGGAGCCUUAGUGGUCAGUGUGACCCUGUGCUGCAACGAGCUGCAGCCUUGUAUAAUCCACAGCUGGUUGAAAUGAUAAAUGAACUCAAUAACGAGUAUGGUGCAAAUAUCUUCAUUGCUGCUAAUACACAGCAACAAACCAAUGAUUUCGUUAGUAACCCUGGAGCCUAUGGAUUUACUACGUCAAAGAUAGCUUGUUGUGGCCAAGGACCCUACAAUGGUCUGGGAUUAUGCACUGUGUUAUCAAAUUUGUGCUCGAAUAGAGACGAGUAUGCUUUCUGGGAUCCAUUCCAUCCAUCAGAAAGGGCUAAUGGGAUUAUUGUUGACAUGAUCUUGAGUGGUUCAACAAAUUACAUGAGCCCCAUGAAUCUCAGCACCCUCUUGGCUUUGGACUCCAACACCAGGACUUAGUUGCAUUCUAACAAGGACAAGAACACCUUGUGUUAUACCAUUGUUGUUUCCUUGCCAUGCAUUUGAUUACAAUGUUGUUCCUGUGAUUGGAAUUAAUUUCUUGAUAAUUUGUAAUG